This is a messenger RNA of Syzygium oleosum, 638 nucleotides long. RefSeq lists its product as uncharacterized. Lineage: Eukaryota; Viridiplantae; Streptophyta; Magnoliopsida; Myrtales; Myrtaceae. The record is from RefSeq and is a predicted model, not a curated record. The coding region runs from base 31 to 366 and encodes 111 amino acids. The transcript is spliced from 3 exons.
GUCUUGAGGGGGGCAGCCGAGGAGAUUGGGAUGGCGAAGAGGCUGACAGACGUCUUCAUCGGGGGAGGCGACGGAGAUCUGUUGAUGCAGCGGAGCGAUCGGGAGGAUAGGGUUCUGCAGUGGCUGCAGGUGCUCGAUAUGCAAGUGGUUGGGGCCUGCCGCGCGGAUGAGAGAUUGAAGCCGUUGUUGAAGUCGAGUGAGUCGAGCAGCGCGGCUGCGGAUCGGUUGUUGGCUCACCUCAGUCAGCAUUUCGAGCCUGCAGAAGUUGGAAUACUGGCCAUAUGCUUUUGCAUGCCACUUGUUUCGAUUCGAGUUGGCAAGAUAGACAAGCAAGGGACUCUUCUUUGCCCCACAUCAACAAGGUGAAGUGGGUGUAUCUUAUUAUGAUCUCUGAAUUAAGGGGGAUUCAAGGUAGUUUCAUGCUCCUAUAUUAUCUUUUCGACCGUUGCUUUUUGAAUGUAUAUAGGAUCUGAAUUCAACAAGUAGGAAAUGUUAGUGACUAUUUUUGUUCUUAUGCUUGUCAUUUAGGUAGGUCUCGUGACACUGUAAUUCUGAUCUCAUUAAGUUCUCUUCAGUCAAUUGGUUGUUAUUGUUUGCAUUUGACAAUUAAUAGUUAUGUGAACUGACUUUUUAUAUUA